This is a messenger RNA of Tachysurus vachellii, 688 nucleotides long. RefSeq lists its product as uncharacterized. Gene Ontology annotation, biological process: regulation of vasoconstriction; intracellular calcium ion homeostasis; vein smooth muscle contraction. Lineage: Eukaryota; Metazoa; Chordata; Actinopteri; Siluriformes; Bagridae. The record is from RefSeq and is a predicted model, not a curated record. Gene Ontology annotation, cellular component: extracellular region. Bases 54 to 446 code for a protein of 130 amino acids. Gene Ontology annotation, molecular function: endothelin B receptor binding; hormone activity. The transcript is spliced from 4 exons.
AGACAUCUGAAGGUUUUCAGCUUUUAGAUUUGUUUUGUUUGUACAGAACCUCUAUGGAUUUUUCCUCCAUCCUCUUCCUCAGUGCCAUUCUGAUAAUGGAACAAAAAGCCUUCACGGCAUCCACAGUCCCUGUGUCUCAGGCUCGGAGAGUUUCACCCUCACAGAUCAGCUCCAAGCCUCCACAUCGUGAGAAACGCUGCUCCUGUGAGAAUCUGAAGGAUCGGGAGUGUGUGUACUUCUGCCAUAUCGGAAUCGUGUGGGUCAACACACCCAGUCAGGUGAUUCCAUACGGCGUCGGUUUCCUACAGAUGCGCCUGAGAAGACACUUGGAGCGAUGUUUUUGCACAGACAACAGAGACACCAAGUGUGUAAAGUUCUGCUCUCACAGUGGUGAAAAUACAAGCCUGAGAUCCUCUGCAAGAACAUUCAAAGAACAGUCAAGGUGAAGGAGCGGAGACCAUGAUGAACUGUCAGGAGGAAGAAGCAAAAGAAGGAGAAGAAGAAGAUAAAUAUAUUUGCACAGAUUUUUUAAUUAAAAUCUAUAACGUCUAGGCGUGAAGAUGGUUUGUGAUCAUAUUUCAUGUUUAAUACGCACAGGAUCUUUGUGUAGAGCUUGUUAUAUUUGUGAAUGUACACGUGAAAAUAUUUGGACGUGUGCAGCCAAGACCCACAAACCCACAAGCACUUC